AUGUCAUCGCAGCAGGAAGACGAGGUGGUCACCGCCUACCCCAACUACUACCCCAAGGGUCAGAAGCAGGAGCUUCCCGGCGAGGACCAGUCGAUGGAGCCGCUCGCCGAGCACAUCAAGGUCGAAAAGUGGGACAAAGACGGCAAGCCUUAUCUCGAAGAAUAUGGAGGCAGCGGCAAGCUCGAGGGCAAGUCCGCCAUCGUUACCGGUGGUGAUUCUGGUAUCGGUCGCAGCGCUGCGCUCUUCUUUGCUCGCGAGGGUGCCAACGUCACCAUCGCCUAUCUGCCCGAGGAGGAGAAGGACGCUGACAUGGUCGAGAAGCUCGUCCGUGAAGCGCCCAUGGGAACGCACGAGAUUCUCCGUGUGCCUGGCAAUCUCGAACAGGAUUUGUACUGCAAGGAACUCGUCGAGAAGCACCUCGCCAAGUGGGGCACCAUCGACAUUGUCGUCAACAACGCGUCCAAGCAGGUGCCCUCUCCCAAUUUUGAGGAGAUCGAUCUCAAUGUCACGGAGAGCACCUUCCGCAGCAAUGUGCUGGGUGCCUUUGCACUGACCAAAUUCGCCUUGCCCCACAUGAAGCGCGGCUCGACCAUCAUCCAGUCGUCCUCGGUAACGGCGUACAAGGGCAGCGCAGCUAUGAUCGACUACAGCUCCACCAAGGGCGCCCUCGUCUCCUUCACUCGCAGUAUGGCGCUCCACCUCGCACCGCGCGGGAUUCGCGUCAACGCCGUCGCUCCCGGACCGGUCUACACGCCGCUGCAGCCCGCAAGCCGCAGCGAGGACAACAUGGAGGGCUGGGGAAUCGGUGGCGUGCCUUUGCACGGUAGGCCUGGUCAGCCGGCAGAGAUGGGCGCCGCGUACGUCUUCCUCGCCGACGCAGGCUCGUCCAACAUCAUGACCGGCCAGGUGCUGCACCUGUCGCACGGCAGCUGGUUCGGGUCCUAG
Kalmanozyma brasiliensis GHG001 is the source of this 945-nucleotide messenger RNA. RefSeq names its product Short-chain dehydrogenase/reductase SDR. The record is from RefSeq and is a predicted model, not a curated record. Bases 1 to 945 code for a protein of 314 amino acids. The transcript has a single exon. Lineage: Eukaryota; Fungi; Basidiomycota; Ustilaginomycetes; Ustilaginales. Gene Ontology annotation, molecular function: oxidoreductase activity.